Messenger RNA from Acipenser ruthenus (sterlet), 1298 nucleotides. Its product is annotated as solute carrier family 2, facilitated glucose transporter member 11-like. The record is from RefSeq and is a predicted model, not a curated record. Gene Ontology annotation, molecular function: hexose transmembrane transporter activity. Lineage: Eukaryota; Metazoa; Chordata; Actinopteri; Acipenseriformes; Acipenseridae. Gene Ontology annotation, biological process: monosaccharide transmembrane transport. Gene Ontology annotation, cellular component: membrane.
UACAUCGUGCACCUGUGUAACUCCUUGGAGCUGAACUAACUGCAAAGCUGGAUUUAAAAACGUAGAAGCAGAACAGUUAUCGUGAAGCCACAAUGACUCAUGCAUUGUCAGAUCUGUGCCACAGUCCGAUGUUAGUCCUGGCCAUAUUUGUGCUGGGGAUCGGUGGGACGUUUCAGUAUGGCUUUCAGAUAUCAGUGCUCAACUCUCCAUCUCCUUACAUCAAGAAGUUCUUGAAUGAGACGUGGCUGAUGCGCUAUGGCGCCGCCCUGGAGGACUGGAAGCUCAAUUUAAUCUGGUCCUUCAUCAUUUCUUUGUAUGCUGUCGGAGGGCUCAUUGGAGCUUUGAACGCAGGGCAUCUCGCUGUGAAGUACGGCAGGAAGAGGUGCCUUCUGUCAAACAAUUUUGUCGCCAUAGCUGGUGGGGUGAUGAUGGGGCUGAGUAGAAGGGCUCAGUCUUUCGAGAUGAUUAUGGUGGGGAGAUUCCUAUACGGAAUUAAUGCAGGAAUCAGCCUGAAUGUUCAAACCAUGUAUCUGGGGGAGAGCGCCCCCAAGAGGCUGCGUGGGCUCGUCUCCAUGACCGUCUCCACCUUCCUGUCCACUGGCAAACUGUCUGGCCAGUUGCUUGGGCUCAAUGAAAUUCUAGGUUCUGAAGACCUUUGGCCUGUCCUGUUGGCUUUCAGUGUGGUCCCAGCCCUGAUUCAGUUAGUCAGCCUGCCUUUCUUUCCAGAGACUCCCCGUUACCUCCUCAUAGACAAGGGAGACCAGGUACAGUGUGAGAAAGCUAUACAGCGGCUGUGGGGAAAAGGGGAUUACAGAUCUGAGAUUCAUGACAUGGUGCUGGAACACGCAGCAAUCAAAGGGGAAAAGUCCAAGAGUGUCCUGGAGCUGAUCCUAGAAAAGUCGUUGAGAUGGCAGCUGUUGACGGUCAUUGUCACCUUCACCACCCUGCAGCUCUGUGGCAUCAAUGCAAUCUAUCUCUACUCGUUUGAUGUGUUUCGUGCAGCCGGGAUUCCCACACACCAGGUCCGCUACGUGGCUCUGGGAACCGGGCUUUGUGAAAUUUUCACCUCAUUGUUUUGUGGUCAUGAUUAUAGAUUAUAUAGAUGUUAUAGCUAGAACCUUUUUUUUUGUUGCUAUCACACUGGAGAAAAGUGAAACCAUUUAUCAUCCUAAUAAAGAAUCGCAGACCCAUGUAUCAAAAACAUCCUUUUACAGCACACAGCGGCUUUCGAACACGCACCUGAUCUCAUUCAAAACGGCAAAUCAUUAAAAAAAUGCAAAAAUAAUAAAAAUAAUAAA